AACAAGCGCACCUUAUGUAAUGCGUGGCGGCGCUAAACGCAGGCGGACAGUAAACUCACAGGCUGGUGGUUUGGCGGUGCUGGCCCUGUCUUAUGUCACUUCUGCUGAGGUAACAGCUAAUGCGCACAACGGCACAAGCUACAUUUCCUCGUGUGGGCCAAGUCGAAGCAGUCAGUAUGUUUGGAGCUGUGGUGGUGGGUAUCGGCACAGCAGGUUGGGUGAGGAUCAGAGACAUGUUAGCUCCACUGUCUGGCAGUCCUGCAGAGAAACUCGCUGUCAGAGGAUUCAUAUCAAGGAGGAGCCUGGACACUCAGCAGGGAGUGAGUCAGAUCUCAGUGGAAGAGGCUGUGAGCAGAGAAGACAUUCAUGUAGCAUUCAUCUGCACUGAUAAUAUCUCACAUGAGGACAGUGUCAGGUAAUGUGUGCAACAAGCAACUACAAGUCUCUGCAUUUGAUGUGUCGCAAAUAAGUAUAUACAGUGAAUUAAACACUAAAUGAACAAAAUAACCCAUGAACUAGCAAGCUAUUUUCAUAGCCACGCUCACCCACCCUGCUUGGAAGUCAUCACAAUGAUCCAUAGAAUAACCAUCUAUAGUUAAAUACCACAAUACUGCCAUACACGCGGUGAAAGUAGAUUAUAAAUGGAGUAAAUAGGGGGUUUAAAUGGGGUACAUUUUUCUGAAGUUAUAUUUCUGGAAUUGUUUCAAAGUUUCAAAGUUAUAUUUGACUGUUUUACAUAUAAACAUUUUUACACAAAAAUUUGAGAUUAAGCCAAACAUGUUUGAGCCUUAGUCAGACCCAGACUCAGCUGAAGGACAAAAAUCAGCGCCCAGCAGACGUAUCAGAAUGAUAAGUGUAGUUAGCAUCUUUUAGUUGUUUAUGUUUGUUAGCUUGCAGUGGCUGACACAGCUCCUCUCUCUCG
This is a messenger RNA of Lates calcarifer (barramundi perch), 922 nucleotides long. RefSeq names its product biliverdin reductase A. The transcript is spliced from 3 exons. Lineage: Eukaryota; Metazoa; Chordata; Actinopteri; Centropomidae. The record is from RefSeq and is a predicted model, not a curated record. Bases 120 to 419 code for a protein of 99 amino acids.